AUAAAACAAAAAUGACCAGCAUAGAGAGGAAAAGUGUGGCGUAGUGAAGAAGAGCCUCAGCUUCCUCUUCAGACUCUUAAGGUCCUGGCAAUGGAUGUCGCUGCUCAAACCAGCUGCUGAUUGUCUUUUAGGCAGCUGAGCUGGCUGUACUGUAGUUCAAUAGGCGGCUCAGGAGCUGUCCGUCACAGUAAACCCCGCCUCCACGACCGCUGAACCGCCCACCAGUUCCAGUUUAGGAGAGUUGAAUACACAGUAUUCACUUCUUUCUUCCAGACCGUGUUGCUUCACUCACCAGUGUAGCGCAGAUUUUGUAGGCUCUUCAAAUCACUGUUUCUUACAUUUUAGUUCGUCAGAUUAUGCUUGAUUCAUUUUUAAAUUUAGACAUCCUUACUUACACAAACCGCGUUACAUAACUAAGUGUUUUUGUGGUCAAAAUGACAGUAACGGACUGGCAUUUUUCUUCCCUUGGAAUUAUUCUGGUUUAGCCACUACAUCCCAACAAGCACAAGGACUGUACCAAUCAAACCGUUUUGCGAACCAAGCGAAAGUUAGUAGCGCUGGAGUGACGCUACGACCCUUGACCCGACGGUGCGUGGGGGGGGGAGGCGGUACCCGGAUGUAACAACACAGCGCGACAAAGAGAGGCAGGUGUUAGGGCCUCUGCGACCAUGGACGUCCUGCUCGUACUGGGUUUCGCUCAAUAAAGACGCGCUCAGGAACGUUAAAGCAGAAUCUCGUAUUUGCGCUCCGUUUAUGGGGGAGUACUAGUCGUCCGCGAUCUCACCGGUACUUGGCGAUUAGUCGCUCAGCGAUCACACAGCCUACGUGCGUGCAGCGAGGAGCGGCGUCGGACUGUGUGGGCGUCCGCGGGCAGAGCGCAGUAAACAGCGUCACUCAUUGUCCGGCUUGCCGGGGGGAAGGGACGUCCUCUCGGGCUGAGCGUCCUCUUCUUGUCCACCUGCCGGGGGUUCUGUACAACGAAAUUGGCAGUGAGCGCCCCUCCGCCGGGUGGCCGCCACCCAUGCCAUGGCAGUACGCAGGACGUCCCAGUGAGUGACAAAGGAGCGCGAAGGCUUUGUGUCUCGCGCCGGUGGGAUGCUCCACGGUCAGCGCGCGCCGUCCGCUCACUCGCUCAACGUGACACUGACUGAGUGGAGUACAGGUGAAGCCCGCCGCGGCGCAAGACGAAGCGCUGCGCGUGCUCGGCCUUUGUACGAGUGCAGCGGUCGCGGAGGUCGGGGGGAGCGAUGAGCAGCGAGCAAUGAUGCUCGCGAACGCCGCCGACGCGCAUGAUUGAUUGAAGCCGCGCUGCGGUGCUUCCAGGAGCAGAGUUGCGUUGGCGGAAGAGUGUGGAGCGCUGCCGCCUUUCGAAUCCUUGGGCCGCUAUCGGUAUCAGAGCGGUAAUCAGCAGUCAAGGGCUCACUCCUCUCGUCGAUCCGUGUUCAAGCUGCUGUGGCGACGAUGGCCUGUGCCGGCUGGUUUGGACUGCUGCUCACAUUGUGCUUCAUUGUGAACGGAGACUGUGCUCAGCACCAUGAAAAUGUGUACGUUUCAGGGAUCUCAAAUGCCUGCGGAGAGGUGGCAGAGCAGGUGCGGGCAUCCAGCGGGGUCAUCACAAGCCCCGGCUGGCCAUUUGAAUAUCCAUCCCGGAUAAACUGCAGCUGGAACAUCAGAGCAAACCCAGGGGAGAUCAUCACCAUCAGCUUCCAGGACUUUGAGAUUCAGAGCUCCCGCCGGUGCGGGUCUGACUGGGUGUCGAUUGGCACUUACAAGAACCUAGAUGGCUACAGGGCCUGUGGCUCUUCCAUCCCAGCACCCUACAUCUCUUCCCAGGACCACGUGUGGAUCAAGUUUCACUCCGAUGACAGCCUGACAGGGAAGGGUUUCAGGCUGGCUUACAUAACAGGGCGCUCGGAGGAGAUCAGCUGUGACUCGGACCAGUUCCACUGCUCCAAUGGAAAGUGCAUUCCGGAGAGCUGGAAGUGCAACACUAUGGAUGAGUGUGGGGACAACUCGGACGAGGAACUUUGUGCACCAGCCAACCCCUCUGCUGCCUUCUCCUUCCAGCCCUGCUCCUUUAACCAGUUCCCAUGCUUGUCCCGCUACACCCGUGUCUACACUUGCUUGCCUGAGUCCCUGAAAUGCGAUGGCAGCAUUGACUGCCAGGACCUGGGUGAUGAGAUCGACUGCGAUGUGCCUGCCUGUGGCGAGUGGCUUCGUAAUUUCUAUGGCACCUUCAGCUCGCCCAAUUACCCUGACUUCUACCCACCAGGCAGCAACUGCACCUGGUUUAUUGACACAGGAGAUCAUCGCAAGGUCAUCCUACGUUUUGUGGACUUCAAACUCGAUGGCACGGGCUACGGGGAUUAUGUCAAAGUGUAUGAUGGCCUUGAGGAAAACCCUCGGCGACUGCUGCGCCUCCUAACGGCUUUUGAUUCACGGGCACCAGUGGCCGUCGUGUCAUCAUCGGGCCAGUUGCGUGUUCAUUUCUAUGCCGACAAGAUCAAUGCAGCGCGUGGUUUCAAUGUCACCUACCAGGUGGAUGGCUUCUGCCUGCCUUGGGAGAUCCCCUGUGGGGGCAACUGGGGCUGUUACACAGAGCAGCAGCACUGCGACGGCUACUGGCACUGCCCCAAUGGCCGCGACGAGCUCAACUGCAGUGCAUGCCAGGAAGACGAGUUCCCCUGCUCGCGCAAUGGCGCCUGCUACCCACGCUCAGACCGCUGCAACUACCAGAAUCGCUGCCCUAAUGGCUCUGAUGAGAAGAACUGCUUCUUCUGCCAGCCAGGAAACUUCCACUGCAAGAACAACCGCUGCGUGUUUGAGAGCUGGGUGUGUGAUGCACAGGAUGACUGCGGAGAUGGCAGCGAUGAGGAGAGCUGCCCGGUAAUAGUGCCCACGCGCGUCAUCACGGCUGCAGUCAUUGGGAGCCUCAUCUGCGGGCUUCUCCUGGUCAUUGCGCUGGGCUGUACCUGCAAACUCUACUCCUUGCGGAUGUUUGAGCGGAGGUCCUUUGAGACACAGCUGUCCCGUGUGGAGGCUGAGCUACUGAGGAGGGAGGCACCGCCCUCCUAUGGUCAGCUGAUUGCCCAGGGCCUUAUCCCCCCCGUCGAAGACUUCCCAGUGUGUUCUGGUAGCCAGGCGUCUGUUCUGGAAAACCUGCGGCUAGCAGUGCGCUCCCAGCUGGGCUUCACCUCCAUCCGACUGCCCACAUCUGGCAGGCACGGCAGCAUCUGGAGACGGCUGUUUAACUUCACGCGCUCGCGGCGCUCUGGCUCCCUCGCUCUGGUGUCGGCAGAUGCGGAUGAAGGCCCAGGGGUCAGCGGGGCAGGCCGUGACCCUGAGCGGACGGGACCGCUACGCAGCCUGCUACCCCUUGACUCAGACGACACAGACACGGAAGGCGAUCGGCGAGAUGUCCCUGGUGCUGUGGGUGGUCUCGCGGCCCCCCUGCCCCACAAGACACCACCUGCGUCUGCUGUGGAGGCUGUCGUGUCAGUGUCGGCAAGCAGUGGUGACCCGCCACGUGCGGACGCCCCCCCAGGGAGCGCCGGAGACAGUGGCAUACCCGAAAGGAGCCAGCUCACCAGCGCCCUGAGCCGGGUGACGCGCAGCCUGCGCUGGGUCCGGUUCUCCCUAGGCCGUUCAUCUGGCACAGGGCAGACCCGCAGCCCCCUCCACCACCUGGACCAUGGCGGUGGCAGCGGCGGCAGCAGAGGCGGGGGCCGAGAUGAGGAGGAUGACGUGGAGCUGCUGAUCCCUGUGGUGGACGGGGCCUCCGACAGUGACUCGAGUGAGUGCUCCCGGCCACUGCUGGACCCCGGACCUGUCCUGCCGCUGCCGUCCCAGGCUCCUCUUGCCACCCACGUUGCGAGGCCACCCUGCCGAGAUGGGCCCUGUGAACAUUGUGGUAUGGUCCACACGGCACGUGUCCCGGAUGCCUGCCUGCAGGCCGCACCCAAGACUGAGAGCAGUGACGACGAGGCUAUGCUGCUCUGCUAGGCGAUAAGUGCUUGGUGGCGCUGUGGAGACAGGCGCUACAGCGGUGCUCCUGCCUGUUCCUUCUGUGUGGCUCAACAGGUUCCUGCCCCUGCCCCCAUUACACACGUGGUACACACCACACGAUGGUACACAUGCACACGUGCGGAGUGCCCCAUCUUUGUGCCCCAGCCCUCCUAAAAGGGUUCGCUUGAGCUCUGUUCUACAUUGUGCUCUUUACGCAGGUUAUUCGCAGCUUAGAACGGAGAGCAGCCUCUACACAUGGAAGGAUGUGAGUAAACUGUAAACUGUGGGUAUGAGUCUGAGAAGAGAUGCUUGUGUUUGAUCCUUCGCAUCCUUUGUGGUCAAUGAGUUCUUUCAUGUCAUGUGUUUCUUUUCCCCAUUAUCUUUGGAAGAGAUCGUUCAAAAGGCGGUGCACAAAGGGUCACGGGACAGUUGUCCCUCCUGUGUUACAGUGGUACUGAGCUCGGUCCUCGUGCGCCACAGCAUUUUAUUUAUGACACAGAAGCAACCCAAGAUGGUUUGGAAAGCCUCACCAAUGUAAAACAGCCACCAAUGUUUGUUUGUUGUAUUUAUUUUGUUGUUACUGUUUUGCAAACCCCCGUGUUUUGGUACUGAAGAGACUUGUGUGAGUGUAUAUUUAUUUGCUUUCCUUUUGGUAGCUGUUAUUUAAGAAGCAUGUUCAAUUGUCUUGUGUAUUUUUGUUCAGUGAUAUAUUGGAGAAAAGAGUAUAUACACAACUGUUUACUGCACUGUGGAAACAA
Molecule: messenger RNA, 4763 nt
Organism: Scleropages formosus (Asian bonytongue)
Lineage: Eukaryota; Metazoa; Chordata; Actinopteri; Osteoglossiformes; Osteoglossidae
Gene: lrp12
Product: low density lipoprotein receptor-related protein 12
Exons: 8
Coding region: 1462-4002 (846 amino acids)
Molecular function (GO): protein binding
Source: RefSeq, a predicted model, not a curated record